Messenger RNA from Bacillus rossius redtenbacheri, 5638 nucleotides. RefSeq lists its product as uncharacterized. The transcript has 5 exons. The coding region runs from base 1 to 4308 and encodes 1435 amino acids. Lineage: Eukaryota; Metazoa; Arthropoda; Insecta; Phasmatodea; Bacillidae. The record is from RefSeq and is a predicted model, not a curated record. Gene Ontology annotation, molecular function: protein binding.
AUGCCUAAAGCUGACAAGAACGGCAAGCCACCUGUCAUGGAAUUCAAAAAUUACCACCACAUGACCAAGAUGCCCAUCGUCGUUUAUGCGGAUUUUGAAGCCCUGCUAGUACCCAUCUCAUCAUGCCAGCCGGACCCCCAGCAAUCAGGCACCUAUGCAUAUCAAAAACAUGAAGCAUACAGCUAUUGUAUCUAUGUAAAGGUCGACAAUAGCGCGAUCCCAGCCACGCUCACCGCCUCGCUGCCACAAGAGCCGAUGCUAUACAGGGGGCCCGAUGCUGAAGCAAAAUUCGUGGAGGACAUAGUCGAUAUUGGGAAUCAGGUGAAGGAAAUAUACCAGACCAGCCUGCCCAUGACGCCGCUGACGGCUCAAGAGAAUGCCAGAUUCACCGCAGCCCAACAGUGCUGCUACUGUAAUGCGGCAGUGUGGAACAAGUUCGGCUGUGUGACCCUGGGCGAGUACAGCGACAUAUAUUUAAAGACGGACGUGCUGCUUCUUGCAGACGUUUUCGAGAACUUUCGUCAGCUCUGUCUCGACACGUACGGGCUUGACUGCAGCCACUACACUCUCUCCGAGAAAGACCUAAAACAGGAGAAGCUCACACUGUGUCGGGACUACCCCUUGUGGUUGAAGUCUUCAGAACAUCCCAACGGCCGGUCUACGGGACAGAGUCCCCCAGAGCCACAGUGCCCCACUGGCUGCAUCGCGAAGGGCAUGGGGCUGGUGGCGGGCGUGCAGGGCCGCAGGGCCACAUUCUACAUCUACCCCAGGCACCCGAGGAUCCCAUCGGAGUUAGGCGUCACGGUCCAAGGGCCAUCCGGGGAUUUUGGAUCCGCCACGGUGCCACUCCGCCCAGGCGCUGCUUCUCGCCCGGGCUCAACCUCCACCGGGUCUUCUCCAUCCUGCCGGAACUCCAUCCCAGUGCAGUACCGCAUCGGCAGUGGCCACGUGCGGGUCACAUUCACACCCAGGAGCUGCGGGCACCACGAGCUGAGGGUCACGCAGGAUGGUGCUCACGUGGUCGGGUCGCCAUUCAGCGUCCACGUCGAGAAACCAGAGCACAAUGGUAAGACAACGCCUUGGAGAAGUUCCUCGGAGGACGAGGAUGACGAGAAGAAAGUCAGCAGGAGGAGGAUUCGCGUACUCCUUAGGGUCGUGGAUUUCGUGGGGGAGAAGAUGCUGCUCACAGAAGAUGGUAAACUUGAGAGGGUGUGCUCUAUCGAGGCGCUAUACAGGGCUACAAGGCAAGAGAACACAUCGCCAGAAGGUGCAUCACCGGAAAUAUUAUCUGAAUCCACACAAGACAGCAUGACCAAGCUUCUCGAGGAACCCUCUUCGACUUCUCUGGGCCGAAAUGAUAUUAAGCUUCGGGAUAUUGAAGUUCAAGAUUCGCCUGUCAACUAUGAUUUUCAAGAAGACGACUAUGACAACUUGAGCUAUGGAGCAGGGGACUCUGACUAUGUCAGCCUAGAUGAUGUACGGGGAUCCUUGCAGCAGAGUUCAGAAGACGAGACUCGAAGUGUGAGCAGUUCCCAAAAGCGGUACCGAUAUGGAGAAAGCAGUUGUUCAAAUGCCAACAUCGACGGCUGGAUGGGACCAGCUGAACUCGAGAUUUGGGGCAUCCGUGAUGCCGAAGAGAACAAACGGCUGAGCCAUAACUCAUCAUAUGCUUCGAAAAGACCGCAGACAACAAUGCCUUCUUCCAGGCAGUACUCUCGAUAUAACUCCAACAUGACCCAUAUGACAUCAAUUACUGAAGAGACUGAUACCUUCAGUUCUAGGCUUCGGAGGCAAGAUGCUUUGUCCAGUGUCACCAGCCAUUCAUUAGUUGUUUAUGGUAAUCAAGAAAAAAUCCAGCCUGAGAAUUCUAGUGAUAUAGAUGGUGGGAUUGGUCAGUUUUCGAUGAAGCAAAAAAUUUUUAUGCAUAAGGAUAAAACAGUUGACCAAGACAAAAAUCAUGUUGAAAAUACACAACAUAACAAAUCAAUUAUUGCAGAUAGUGAGAGUGGGGAAUCUGUUCGUGUUAACAAAGAAUUCACAAAAGAAGAAGAAUGCCCAAAAAUUGAGUUAAUUUGUCGCAAAACAGUAGACAAAUGGGGUGCAUGUGUAUCGUCUAGUAGCAAAUUCCAGGUAGAAAAUGUAACUUUGAAUGGCUCGUUAACAAACACUUCUAGUGCACACAGUACAAUAUAUGCUACAGAUCACCAUCAUUCGAAUACUGAAAGAAGCGAGAUCGUGUUUGCUGUUGGUAGUAACCAUGUAUCAUUAAAAGAAUCGGAUACUAUUUCCAAUUACUGCAACUUUGUAAAUAAAGAGAAUAAAUAUACACAAAGCACCAAAUAUGGCUUAAACAAAGAAACACCAGCAUAUUUUUUACGCAAAGAAAAUAACAACUUCACAAGUACUUUGCAUAAAUCUUCAGAAGACUUUUCUGCAAUUGAAAAUAUUGUGAAAGCAGAUGAAAAGCCUAAUCCACUUCUUCAGGAACAAAACACAUAUUCUACAUUUAAUUUUGUGGAGAUAAAACCUUAUGCGGAUGAACCAAGCAAUAUAAAUUCAAAUGAAAGUAAACCAUUUGCUAAUUUUCUAAUUGGCAGUGAAUAUACCAAAACACAAAAACUUCUCGAAAAAUUGUGUCAUCCAGAUGGUUACAAAAGUGAACAUGCAAUAACAGCAAAAUUAAUGUGUCCUUGCAAACAAAUAGAGUCAAUCAGCCCAAAAAUAAAAAGACUGGGGAAGUCGUUACAAGAAAAUAUGAAUGUAAAACAUCGUACAAGGAAGCACCCGUCGAUAUUGGUUCCUGGAAUUGUUAGCCGAUGGAGACGUUUAUUUGAAAACAGAACACAGGGCAACAAUUCCAACCAAAGUAGUGUCGAAACAGGAUGGAAAGUUUCAGAUUAUUUUUCAGGAAGUAUCCUGGAUAACAAGAACACUGUAUCGCACUGGAAAACAUUUUGGGAAGAUCUCCUUUACCACAGAAGUACAGUUUCAUCAACAGUCGAUAUUCGGCGGAAGGAUAAAAUGCGCACCACACCUCCAAACCGAAACAUUGGUUUGAACAGCAAAUCAUUAGCAAGGAGAAUAGAGCUUAUCAAAGAAAAGCAGAAAGUAAAUGCGCAAUCGUUCUUCCAAAGCUGUAUCGAUGAGACAACCCACGAAAGACCAUCAUUACUUUGCUUUGCUAUGGACCAGAAAAAAAACAAAAUCAUAUGUCAGAAUGUCACACAGACGGGGAAUAUGUCUUCAAAUAUUGAUGUAUCACUUCAGCAACCACAAGCAAGUCUAUUUAACAACACAGAGAAUUGCAUCGUUGGAAUAUUGAAUGACUCAUUUGAUGUUCAGUGCACCGAAUCUGCAAAACAAAACUUAAAAUUGAGAACUAUGUCAUCCAGUGAAUCAUCCCAAAGAAAUAAUUCUACAUUUCAGAAGGAUCUUAGCAUUGAAGGUGAUGAUAAGCAUAGAGAAAUACAAAUUAAAGCGGAUACAUGUGUUAUUGUAAAUGGGAAUGAAAGACCGAAAUCCUCCUCCUCCCAAAACAUUAAGUCAAAAGCUUUUGCUGUAAAUCAUCAAUCAAAAGACCUCACAUUGCCGAUGAAGCGUAGUGUAGAAGGUGAUGAAAAGAAAGGCGAAACACAAAGUGGAGCGGACAUGGUUGCUGAUGAGAAGAGGAUUGGGAGACUGGUGCUGUACUCGAGCCGCGACCAGCCCAAGCAACCUUCCCUGGAGGAAUACGGGAAGGUCAAGGAGAGAUUCCAUCAAGCGAGGUCGUUCUUCCAGACCUUGGAAGGGUCGGGGAGGGAGCGAGGUCCUGGGAGCCUGUGGGAGGUGUCGCGGGGGGACAUGUGGAGGAACACGCGCCCAAGGAGAAAGAAGUACGGGGCAGUGGCCUCCGACAGCGAGGUCGCCCUCGGAACGAUGGACAGCUCCUCCGAGUCCGAGGCGGGAGGCAGCGAGCGGCGGAAGAAGAGAGUCUCGGAGAGGUUCCACGUCAGGGACCUGUUCCGUGACGUCACGGGUGAGCAGGGCGGGUCCAUCCGGGGUCUGAAGGGCAUACCCAACUGCGAAGCCGUGCUCGCGGCACUUAGGUCCGUCGAGGACGACAACGGCAGCUCGAGGGCUUCCUCGCCCUACGAGGCCCUCGAGGAGGACGGCGACGAGAGAGCAGUACCCGCCACGUCACCGAUACCCGAGUACCAGGCGGAUUACCCGCACCUGCCCAAGACUCCCGCGCGCCUGUACCGGCACAGGACCAACCUUCUGGCGAGCGGGAUCGUACCACGCAAGGAACUGCUCAAGGCCAACGACUAGAGAGCCAGUCAUUCUGCGGUGCAUUCGACCAUUCGACCACGGGCGAACUCCACAGUCCUGCACGUACUCGAAGAUGGUUAACAGUGUAUUUCGUGUAUUUAUUCGCGAAAUUAUUUCGAGAUCAGCUGUGUGUUAAGACACUGUAACAUCGCCCUGUUUCGUGAUUGGUCGAUUCUCUUUUCGGGUACAGGACCACUGUCGGGACACGAUAACGUGAGGACGGAAAAGGGCGGCUCGGCCACAUACGUCAAUGGCUUCUUAUACAGGCGGCCGCCAAUUACAGGGAAUAAACCGUUUGUGAUUUAAAAUGUAUAGCAGUGCCGUGAAAAUAAAUUUUUUUCGCAAACAAUACUCACACAUAUUCAUUGACUACUACUUCAUAAAGACACCAUCUCCGUCUUACUGGUUUCACCUAGUCGAUGGCUACACGAUCACAACUGGUUGGAGACCCCCUCAUUACUUAGUGUGUUUUGCCAACAGUGCUUCCCACGACAAUCAUCCAUGCAUGUCUACGUCUUGGGUGGUAGGGUCAUCAUUGAUAUGACACUUGUUAGAAGGCCUUGAGCGAAUGUUACUGACUAGAUACAUGUAAAAUUCAUGUUAUGUUCUGGCACCUGCCAACUUCAUACUCUGAAAUACAAACAAUCAGUGUGUUUUGUACAUUGGAUGCUCAUAUAUUUUACCUUCUAUCCGCAUCGCUUAGAAUUGGAUAGUAUGAUUUUUUUUUUGUUUCUUUGUGGCUUUUAGUUUUUGAGGUCGUGUCCAAAUGUACAUGAUCCAUUGGAGAAAUCAUUUAAACACAACUAGUUUACGGGAUAUCAUGUCUCCAAAUAUUGACGUGAUUUUGGCAGUUGUCUGGUAAUGAUCAGCCACAUUGUACAAAAUUUCUGUAGGCAAAUAACUAAAAGAAUUUACUACUUUGAAAGUUUUAUUUUAUUCCCAAACUACCCUGCUAAAAGGGACGUAUUUGUUUCAAUGGAUUGUGUGGGUGGAUCCAGAGGUGACUCAAAGGGUGGGCUAUUGUAACCGAUGAGCCUAAAAAAACUAGUUUAUGAACACUGGAUCCUUAUUUCAUCCCUGCCCCCCCCCCCCCCCCCAAAUCGGCCGUCACAUUCUAUACCCUCUAAAAAUAUGGCUACUUUAGAGCUUCCGGAUAUGGUAAUGAUUUUACCAUUGUUUGUCUCACACAUACUAGGCCUUAAGCGUGUAACAGUCAUUUAGCCAACGGUGCGUGAAUCCCCGCGUGGACCUGCAUCAUACGCAGGUUGCUUCUAGCAUGAGCGGUAGUCUAUUAAGGCCCUACCCACCUGGGCCAAACUUCAGAAGAAAA